This is a messenger RNA of Durusdinium trenchii, 201 nucleotides long. The record is from the annotation of a GenBank genome assembly. NCBI's taxonomy places the organism in Eukaryota, Dinophyceae, Suessiales, Symbiodiniaceae.
GAGACGAUGAUGAGCCAAGCAGCGCAUGCAGAGCAAGCGCGAGAGGCUCGUGGUGUGGGUGCUCCGGCGGCCGAGUCUGACGCGGCAGCGCUUGUGAGCGCUGAUGCCGCCGCUGAUGAUUCCGGCGGUGACGUCGGCGAUGAGGAAGCAGAGGAAGAAGCUGAAAAGGAACACGACGAUGCGAUCGAAGAUGUCGAGUAG